GACAAUCUCUCCUAAACGCGAAAAAUGAUUUAAUGUGCGCGAACAUUAAAUUUCGUAAGGACGCGCUGAUAGAGUUCAGAAACUUAAUUAAAAUGUCGAAACGUAAAGAUGUUCACGACGACAGCAGUCAAGAUAGCAAAAAACAAAAGACUACUUCUAAACAAGCUUUUCUUACGUCUUGGAUUAAGCAGCCUUCUCAGCCCUCUUCUGAAGAUGUAGUAACUAAAGUCACUGGAAAAAUGAAUGAUGAAAUGAAAAAGCUGUUACAAAUAGAGCUUGAAACUAUGGAUAACGAGUGGUUGAAAGUAUUGAUUAAUGAAUUACAAAAACCAUAUUUUGCUGAGUUGAAAAGAUUUCUUGCUACCGAAAAGUCGAAUAAUAAGAAAUUAUUUCCUCCUGACCCUCAAAUUUACAGUUGGUCAAGGUAUACACCUCCCUCCACUGUCAAGGUUGUGAUCUUAGGACAAGAUCCAUAUCAUAACGAUAGGCAAGCCCAUGGUUUAUGUUUCAGCGUUCCACAAAAUGUUCCACCACCACCGUCUCUUCUUAAUAUAUAUAAAGGCUUGAAGAAUGAUAUCUCAACAUUUCAAAUACCAAAACAUGGGUGUCUUGUCAAUUGGGCUAAAUCCGGAGUUCUACUUUUGAACACGUCACUUACGGUACGCGCACAUGAGCCGGCAAGCCAUAGUGGUAAAGGUUGGGAAAAAUUUACCGAUGCCGUAAUUCAAUAUCUAAAUGAAAAAAAAUCCGGUUUAGUAUUUAUGCUUUGGGGUAGUCACGCGAUUAAAAAGGGUAAAGCUAUUAAUAAGACAAAGCAUCUCGUUCUGGAGGCUGCACAUCCUUCACCAUUAUCUGUACAUUAUGGCUUUCUCGAUUGCCAUCAUUGGUCAAAGGCCAAUAAAUAUUUGAGGGAUCAUGGUAAAGAAGAAAUAGAAUGGAGUUGUUUGGCGGAAAAUAAGGAC
Molecule: messenger RNA, 962 nt
Organism: Dentiscutata erythropus
Lineage: Eukaryota; Fungi; Glomeromycota; Glomeromycetes; Diversisporales; Gigasporaceae
Source: the annotation of a GenBank genome assembly